This is a messenger RNA of Anarrhichthys ocellatus (wolf-eel), 14448 nucleotides long. It is a transcript of the gene abl2, whose product is annotated as c-abl oncogene 2, non-receptor tyrosine kinase. Lineage: Eukaryota; Metazoa; Chordata; Actinopteri; Perciformes; Anarhichadidae. Gene Ontology annotation, molecular function: ATP binding; protein binding; non-membrane spanning protein tyrosine kinase activity. The record is from RefSeq and is a predicted model, not a curated record. Gene Ontology annotation, biological process: protein phosphorylation. The transcript is spliced from 12 exons. The coding region runs from base 9693 to 13220 and encodes 1175 amino acids.
CCACGUUUAUAAAAGAGGUGUGGGUGACGAUGAAGGAGUCCCGUUUUCUACUUUGAUAUUUGUUUGCUGCUGAUUAGCGCUUGCUAGCCGAGUCUAUGCUAGUUUGACAACGACGCGUUAGCGGAAAUAACGAUGCCAAUUAACCUUAGCUUGUCUCAUCCAUUUUAACAUGCUAACGUUCAUUUGUUAACUGUCUGUGCAUAUGCACAGGAGGCCGUUUAUUCAGAAGAUGGAGAACAAACUUGCUGAGAUUUGACACGGAUAUAGCAGUGUGUUGGAGCAUAUGUAGCUACGUUAUGUGCUGCAUGUGACUCGAUGUUCCCCAAAGGACAAACAAUGUGUUUGAAAAGAGGAAGAGUGUUCUCUGCUCAGCCUAAAGGGUCGUGACUGGAGGUUAGUUAUGUUUUCUCUAAGGCCCCUCUGGCUGAUACUUGCUUUGGUAAACACUGAUUCUUGCCUCCGGGAGGUUGAGUAGCAAUUCCACCCCAUUAACUCACAAUAGCAGCCACCUUAGGCUCGCGUUACAAUACCUAGUGGUUUUCACAUGCUCACUUACAUCCUCUGUCUGAUAACGUCUACUGUUACAACGCACUCAGCAAGCUGACUGCACAGUUUGAUCCAGUGGGAAAUAUGCAUGUGAAUUAUUCAGUCACCUUCUGUCAUUGCAUGGUUGUGCUCAUGCAAUCAUGAACGUUUUAAAAGCUGCACUUGUGUGAUUAUACUUUAAUGUCCAACAUCUAUCCUCUCGCACGAUUAGUACAUUUAUGAGGUAAUCUAACAUGAGUACUGCAAAUCGUACGUAAAGAGACACUCAGAAAAAGAGAAAAAGGUGUGGCAGUACCUAUAGUCACCCAUGUUCCUGCCUCAGAGCAAUAGCUAUGCAUUGAUGUUGUUAUCUGCUCUGUUGGUCAUGAGAACAGUGCAGAUCGGAGCCCAAGAGAAAGAGCCCAGCAGUGACUCCGCUCGAUGAUCUGCCUCCGUCCUCCCAGCCGUCUCCCCUUAGGCAAGGUCUCUUAGUGGCCGAUCUGUGCUUAUAAGUAACGGUGACGAUAUCAUCAUAGUAAUGCAUUUUAGGGCUUUUUACACGGUAAUGUUUUACAUGUCAAUCAAAAAAGCACCUGCACACUUUUAAGCUUGACUUCUCUGUGUGUGUGUGUGUGUGUGUGUGUGUUUGUGACACCCUUUGAUUGUACACUCUUAAGUGUAAACAUUUUGGGAUGUUUCAUGUCCGUCUACCUGCAGUUGGCUUUGUUUCUCACUCUGUGUCCUCCGUUGGAUUGUCACUUCACAUGUGCUGUGUGCUGCAUAGAGGCAAAACUACUGACAUAACUUUCCUUUCCGCUGAUGUCCCAGACCCAACGUCCUCACGCCAUUGCAGAGAGUAAGGACACAUCUAAGUUGCAAGCUUUUGGGAAUGGAACACAUAUUCAAUCCCUUGGUUGCACAUCUCAAACGUAACCUUCCUCAGCUUGAAGUACAUGUACAGACAGACCUACUAAGUGCAGCAGUGUCGGCGCUGGUCUGUUCUCUCCGAUGUCGGGGCAGGAGCGGCCUUUUUAUAGCAGCCAGGAUGCAGUCACACAGCCACUCUGCAGAGAGACUGCUGCUCUUCAAAGAACACAAUAAUAGAACAAAGACUCUUUAGCAAGGAAGCUCGGGACUGUGAGCUCUGUCUUCCACCGACUAUCAAAGUGCCUUUUUUUUCUGCUCGUCUAUUCAUGUGAUAAUGAUGCACAUCUUGGUGGGUGAAAUUUGGACUUGCUUUGUAAAGGAGGCUAUUUUGGUUGAUAGAAUGUCGGUGUUGAUUAGGGCUAAAACUAAAAGAUAUUUUCAUUAUUUGUACUUCAUCCUUUAGUGAGUAAAAUGUCAAUUUACAAACCCAAAUUGAUGUUUCAGUUGCUAAUUGAGUAUCACUAGAGGCCACAAAACAAGUGUUAUUUUUAUAUAAUGUAUAGUAUUUUGUGUAAAGACAAAAUAUACAAGCAAGCAGCUCUUUGACUUUAUUUUCAUUCACAGUAAUUUAUGGGAUAAGGCUCCCAACACAAUCAACCAUUUCUUGUCUAUUGACAGAUCUGUUGAGCAAUAGCGGUGAUUGAAUUGAUGAGAUGGCCAGAUUUGAUUUCUGUGGCUUUGACCAUGACACCAUGUGACCAGGUCUCUUCAAGAGGAAGUUGAGAUGAGAUGAGCUUUAUUGAUCCCAUGCAGGGAAGUUGAAGUGCCACAGCAGCAACAGGAAGUACAAAAACAGACCGUACAGUUGUGAGUCAACCAGUCGGACGAAGUGUUGGUUUCACAACUGAUCUAAUUCAGUGUUCGUGUAAUUUUAAUAUCCAUUAGUGUUUCCAUACGAGGAAUGGCUUCAGAGUCUUUCCCUUGAUAGAUACCAGAGAGCGACAUGUUUGAAGUGGUUUUAUUACUCCAGCUUUAACCACUUUAUAACAGAGAAGCAUACUUCAGAAGCUAAAUGAUGCCUUCUUGAGAUGUAAUUGAAAGGUGCCAGUCUAUGAGGAAUGCAUUUUUGUCUGCUGAACUCAUGCCUGUGUGUUGCUGCCUGUCUUUCCAGUGAGUAUCAGUGGGUGUCACGUGCGCAUGCUUCCACUAGAGUUUCUAUCAGUGUGCUUUAAACCACUGAGUCAUUUUAGGGGUAGAUAAACACGAGGCUGAAGGCCGUUGGUGUAAAUUGGCUGUAAAUAUGCCCGGCUAAGUGGCCUCUUUCACUUCACGGCUCUCUCCUCAGCGGUAGUGACAUUUCUCAACGUCUGUAGUUCCCGGCUUUGGGCUAUCUUUCUCUUUCCCCGCUAUGGACGGUGCGAGUCAGCUCCUGUCGUCUGCUCAGGUGUGCAGCAGUUCUAAUUGAGCAUCCAUGUCUCCCAGAAAUACAAUGUUUACCCCACUAGACGAACAAUCCAGCUAGGAGCCACCGCUGUGAGUAUUGGUCGAAGUGCAGUAUUGGUGAAUCGGAGGAUGCAACAUAUUGAUGGUUCCGCCCCUUCAGCAUUGUCAGGAGUUCAGAGAUCGCCAUCUCUGCAGUGGGUUUAUCUGAUGCACACACUGCAGUGAGGAGAGUCCUUUGAACUGACACAGUGAGGCAAGUCUGCGGAAAGAUUGGCCUCAUUAAGGCAGCACUGCAAUCAAUUUCCUUAUCGUAUUUCACUUUCGCGUGUCUUCUAUUUUGUCUAUCUUUAAUGAAACCUACAUCUUGCUUGUAAGAACUCUGAAUGGGUUGGAGUGAUGGAUGAAUUGACUGUGUGACAAAACGGCACUUCUGACAUUUCGUUCAAUAAAUCCACAAAGCGAUAAGCUAAUCUAUUUUUACUCUGAACAGAUCAUAGAAAUUGGGGCAGAUGAGCGGACUGGAGUUUAUAUAUAUUUUUUUGGCAGUUGUGCUGAUAGUGAAUGCAGAGCCAGCUGUACCGAAAGAGCAGCGCUGUUAAAGCUGCCCGGAGGAGAAGAGAAAAGCCUGGAUCCAGGAUCCAAGGACAUAAGCUGAUUUGCAUCACGGGUGAAAUUAGAUUAGAGACAAAUCCACUUUUCUGUGUACUCCAUGUACUAAAACCCCCCAACAGCCGGGAAACGUCACACGGCACUGUGAUAUCAUGGGACAGUCGAGUUUCAAACGCUUCAGCAGCUGUAGGUGAGAUUUGAAUAGACUUUAAAAGAUAAUAUCCUGGAGUAAAAGGAUUUGUUAAAAAGAAACUAGUUAGUCAGUCCUAGUGACUGCUAACAACCACUAGGAGGAGCCAUGGCCACACCUUUUCUGGGUGAUACUACCUAGAAAUUGGGGCAAAAGUGAUCAGAGUCUGACUGGUCAUCUCAGAAAUGGGAAUAUGUGUGAUGAGAUGGAUGUGUUUGAAGAAUAGUGUUUCUGUGCAGUUCAUUUUAACACAAUUGGACUUGGUUUAUGUCGGAAGACUGCGUACCAGUGUGCACUCUGUAAUGGCUGUUUGUUAAAUAAUUUAUGUUUCUCAGUGCCUCUGUCCUCAUCCCAGGCUUCUCCUCUGUCCCCCCCCCGGUCUGAGCCUCUGCUGUUAGCCCUUCAGUUGACCAGCUCUGCCCCUCUACAACUCUAGUCCCAAAUCUGUAAACAGUAAAAUGCCCUUUCAUUUUUAAUGCUUCACAACAGAAUGUGCCAUAAUGUGUUAUCUCACCAGAGAUUUAUAUGAUUUUCAGUCAUAUUUUAAGCACUAUUUCCUGAAGAUUCUAAAAAGUUUAACGGUGGCUGAGUUGUUUUUGUGACUGCAUGCUUCUGUGCCCAAACUCCCAGUUGUAGCCUUGAGCAUUUGCAUCUGCUACCAGUCAACCUCCUGUAGUCCCCAAAACCACAGUCCUAGUUUCUGUUCCUUGGCCUCGGCUCUCUGCAGCUCAUCUCAUUUAAAGAGUGAGGAUUAAUCAGAACAGUGAGUGAUUUGGCUUUGCAGAUGGUGAAACCAACCCCUCGCAUCUGUCAUCUUAAAAACACCAAAUGUUGUAAACUUAUGAGGAGCUCUGGCCAAAUUGCUGUAGUGGCUCCUGGAUAAAGCACAGUUAUAAGCUGUGAUGGUACAGAGGGGAGGGGGGGAAAUUAGAUAUGGGGUAGGAAAGGGGGGGGGCAGUCCCGGUGCCAAGUCUGUCAAGCAUUGAUUCGCUUCCAGGAUCAGUCCUCGUCUCUUUUGCUGCCAUUAUCACUGCUGCUUAUCUUCUGGGUUGCAGGCUGGAGACUUGGCUAGAAAUGCACACUUCCAUACACACACUGUAAACACCCACACAUGCAAAUACACACACACACACACACACAUACACACACACUUUUUCUCUCCAUCCUUGUUUGUAAGUAAAGUUAUAAUGUGGUGCAGUCCUUUCUGAGGAUUAUCCAACACAUCCUACUGACCACAUAAGGCUAAGGUUACAUAGGGGUACAAGGGUAAGGUUACAUUAUACAUAAUUAUAACAAGGUUACAAUUCAAUAUAUUACAAUACUGUAAGCGAGGCGAUGUAUAGCACAUUUUAGGAAAACUGUCCAAAAGAACAGACUGAAAUCAGAGUUUAAAAAAAGAACAGUGGGAUCUGCAUUGGCCAUUUAUCACAGUCUCUGGACCAUCCAACAUCACAGCACCACUUUUUUGUACAAUCUGAACCAAUAUUUGCCAAGACUCUUUGCAUUAAAAAUGGAGGGUGUUUUUGCUAAUCGAUAACGGGUAUCCCACAAACACGAGGAUACUCAAGAGUAGCGAUAUUAUCUCACACUCCUACUGACAAGUCAGUCAGGAUUCCUCAGUGUGCCCCGUGGCCCUGCUGUCCUCAAAUAUCCCGACUAAUGCGUGUGAUCAUUCAGAGAAGAGACGGCGACACGUAGCUUCUUCAUAAUGAAUAACUCUGUGACCCUGCUGCUGCAUUGUCAUGUUAUUUGUUAUCAUUACACUAAAGGUAAUUAAUGCAGUUCAUCCAGUUUGAAUUUGAGACGGUAUAUGUAAGAUAAGUAAAGAUGGCAUGGCAUUGAAUGUGGAGGCUCCACUGGGCUGUUUUGGCAGGCAUCGGUAUCUCAGCUAUCUAAGAGUAGAACUUCCCCUUGGACUGUGGUCACUUCUUUUUAACUGAGUCAUUGUUAAGCAGCUUAAACCUACACCCCAGCAUGAUUAAACAGAUUACCUGCUCAGACAUCGAGAUUAGUCCUUGGGUGCUUCUGUAAACCCUCACCGCGGAGUGUGUGAUUUCUAAGGCUUUAGAGAGAGAUCUGCUGCGGUGAACACGUCUUUACGGGGACGUUUGAGAGCAUAAACACACACACACACACCUCAGACAGACAUUAUAUACGGUGCACACAUACUAUUGCAUAAUGCAUUGGACAAGACCAGGCAGAUCUACAGUGAGGAAAUCUAUGGUUGUGUCGGCGCUUUUGUGUGAAUUUAUGGCGUCUGCUGGACAGAAAAGCACGAGGCUAAAAUAUAAAUACGAACAAUCCAAAAGCAUGUAUUGGUUUGUUUUAAAUUUUACAUCGCAAGGACUGAAUAUUUUUUUUAAGCACAUGCAUCAAACAGGUCAGAGUGCCUGGAUGACUUUCAGUUAACUCUGUAUUUUGUUUGUAUUAGUCUAUUAGAAUAUAGAAUUUGCUUUAGCGUGUCAAACUGUAUAUUUCCCCUGUAUGUGAGGCAGCCCAGUCUAGUUUUGGCAAGGAGAUGUUCAAGUCAUCCUGUGCCCUCCAGUCUCUCUGCUGUCACAUAAAGGAGCACUUAGCUUAGCACACCUAAAGGGAAGCACUUAGAUCCCAUUAUUAACCCAUAACAAGCCCUGAGAGGGGCAGGGCCAGUUAGGCCUCCAUCAGUCUCCAUUCUCCAGGUCCAGACUGGUGCUCCUCCGCGCCCUAAUUGAUGUAUUCCCAUGUUGUCAGCCGACCUGGUGGCCGUGUAGAGCAGAGCUGAAUAGAGAACAUUGACAGGCGUUUCCCGGUAGCGGCCGGCCUGUGUGUACGUGUAUAAUUACUCAAAGAUUUGCAACACCAGGAGGUGUAAAAGGCGGGGGGGUGGGGGUCUGAUUGAGGAGACGACAUCUGAAUCUGCCGGUGUGGACAUGUGUGAACUGUAUGCACAAGGCAAGUGCAUACAAGUACAUCGUGUAUACCGUAUACAGUAGUUCCCCUGCUGAUGAACCAAUCGGGUGUUUCAGACUGAUAUCAGCAAGUAGAAGUGUGGUCUUUUUACACAAUAAACUUCUAGUCCUCAUAAACAAGGGACUCCACACACACACUCUUGCGAUGUGGCAUUUAAGCUAUUGUCCUUUGUCCAGUCCUCAUAAACAACGACUGACUCUUCUCUCCCUACUCUAUGGACUGCCUCUCAAACUGUUGAUGGGUUGCUCAUAAAUCCUGUUAGUGACAUAUUUAUAUCCUGGUUAAAUACCAUAUACGGCUGCAACUAAUGACUACUUUUAAUAUUUCAUUGGCGAUUAUUUUCUUGUGUAACAGGAAGGUACGGAGGACAGAAAUUAGUGGCAGCGCAGGAAUCACAGGCAGUCAGUUCUGCAGGUUUGUACGGGUUUUUAAUUAAUGAACCUCAAUAAACAGAAAACGUAGCUCAGUCCAGAGCUCGAUCAGUUGACUAUACAAACUAAACUAUAUCAGCCGGGCCGCUAGCUGACUUACCGAGCUUAAUCUUCUCCAUCCCGAGGAGAAAACAUUCUUCUCCGCUCGUCGUUUCCCCACUUGCCUUUUGUUCCCCUCCCCGAUGAGGAGAUCAGGAUCGGGUGUGUGUCUUCCCACACCUGAUCUCAAUGCUCUCCUGAAGGAGUGGGUGGAGCCUUCUGGCUGGAAUGUAGAUGCCAGCCACUACCCUGCCCCUCAGGCCCUUACACUUGAUUAAUCGAUUAGUGUAGUUUGUUCUACAAAGCAUCUGAAAAUGAAGAGAAAAGCCCAUCACAAUAGCCUUGAGCACUAGUUGAUGUCUUUAAAUGUCUUGUUAUGUCAACCAAUAGUCCAAAACCCCAAAAUAUUCUGUUUACACAGUUGUGCUUUAUUGUCUUAGCUCUAAUACAAUAUUCUGUUAGAAUUCUAAUGUCUACUCAGUACAUACUAAACGGAUUUGUGCUCUGAAAGUGCCCUUCUUUGUUGUUCUCCCAUUUUUCUUUUCCUGAUCCAAAUGUUUUGUGGCGUGUUUACUGAUUCAAAGGUAACGAGAGGGCGUCUCAUGCUGUGCAGAUUGUAAAGUCAUCAGACAUAUUUGGGGCUACAUUAAUAAACCGGACUUGACUCCACUAUGGUAGUCCUCUACUGACAUUGACAUUUCUUUCAAAUUUCCAUUGGUGAUAUCGCAAACGGUAUAUGUCCUUGCUUAUGUGUUUCUGAGACACAGAAUGUUAAACCGUGAUUAAUCAGUGAGUCACAAUGUGAUCAUCAGAAAGGCUGCUAUAUGUUUACAACAUACAGUAGUUCUCCAGCCCUCAAUUAUUUUGCAGAUAUCUUUGACUCUCCCAUAUUCCUCACCUUUUCUGUCUCCGAGUCUGCCACUGGAUGUGAUCAGGCCUGUCCUCCAGGCUGAUGUAAUGUCUUGUGUGCGUGGGUCUCAUCCGCGGCAUUGUCUGAGGGUUUUUGUGAGGUCUUCCUGUGGGCAGCGAGCCAUCUAUCUCCGCACCACCCUCACUAUGUGCUCUGCGAAGUUAUUUCUGGAUGUCAUGCUGCUAUGUUUUGUUCUCCAGUGUCUAAAAAUACACCCUUUACCUCGCUGGUCGUGGGCUUCAGAUACGACCUCCUAUUGUAUUUGAUCAGGGUGUGUAAGUGAUGUUAUUGUGUUUAAUACUUUGGCACAAGGCGGUUGGUUGGUGAAGGGAAUACUUUAAAGACACAUGGAGGCACAAACUCUCAUACAAACAGCUGCAGGGGAAGCAGCAAGGAGAUAGUGUCACCAUUGAUGUGUGUCUACAUGUUAUGUGUGUGUGUGUGUGUGUGUGUGUGUGUGGGUGCCUUAGGACCAGGGUCACCUCUGUCCCAGCUGUCUUAGGGGGUGCAAGCUUGUCGUGCCCCUAAGACUUGCAAAUACCCUUUCUGCUUCGCUCAACACAAAGCCGCCGUUUCUUCAGAGCGCACAUGUGCUACACUUCACAGCACGCACACACUGAGGCACCCGGACGGGCACACGACAUACCCCACGCAGACCAACUGCUCCCUCAAUCAAACGAUCCAGCACACGAGGUCUAAGCUCAGCCAAGUGGAGCAGCAUCAUGCUUUUUGUCUGGUGUAGGAAGGAUUUAAAAGUGAUUUCAGGAACAUGAUCAACUUAAUGAAACUGGAUAAUGCUAGGAAAACAAUUUGAUGGGACUGGGUUAUUUGAUUUACGCCUCCGAGUGCUUGGCUAGUCGGUGAUUGAGUGUCUCUUUGAGUCUUGGUGUGUCUCUGGGAUGACUGGAAUAGAGAAUCCUCAAAUCAAGACCUUUGACAAACGUGUAUAGCGUGAUAUUACUAUUUCAUUAAAAACAUUCCGGAGAAUAGUCGAUGUGAUAUGUAGCUAUGUAAGAGGAGCAGCUCUGACAGUUGGCUCGGCCUGACUACAGCAGUUGUAGUCAUGCACAUUUACUCACACACACACACACACACACACACACACACACACACACACACAGAAGAAAAGUGUGUCCCCAGGGGAAUAGGACCAGCCAUCUGCUGUUGGCCACAGCACUGGUCCAGGCCUCGCACACUCCCACACCGCUCAUAUAUACACACACACACGCAUGUCACAUUGAACUCAACUUUCCUCCAUACUAUACAUCCACCCCUCUGUAUACAUGCCCCCUCCUCCCUUUUACCACACACUUUUCUUGUUCCCUCUCUCUGCCACGUUUCGCCAUCUCUUGAACCGCAGAGAACAUCAGUCAUGGAUGUCUGUGUUCCCCAGAUGGACCUUGGAAAUCCAGGCUCCCCUCGGCCACAUCAAAGCUAGUAGGGAGUUCCCAGCAGGAGACUGCUACUCACUGCUGUAACUUCAGAAGUUUAGGUGGUUUGACUCAAGGACAGCGUGGGUAAAUACUUUGUCUGGGGGGUCUCCCGUCUCUCUCCGAUUGCUCCGCGUACAGCAUUUGUACUCCGGCAUGUGGAGGAAGUAGCUCGUGCUCCGGGAGAAUGUACACUUGUGCUUUUCAGUCUACAUAGACACGGCGGAGCAUUAAAACAACUGUUGGGAGUCAGCGGAGCGAGAAAACCGUAGUGUUUCUUCAGGAUACUAGGACCGAAGAUGUACUGGGAGCUGUGGCUGAGCCAGGUCACGGCCAGUGCCGCGCUGCAGUGCAUGCUGGUCAAGAACAAAGAAGCUCUCCACCGGCCGUUCGGCCUGGACUCCGCAGCGCUGACGGAGGCGGUGCGCUGGAGCUCCAAGGAGAACCUGCUGGGAGCGGCCGAGAGCGACCCCAACCUCUUCGUUGCACUUUAUGACUUUGUCGCCAGCGGAGACAACACGCUCAGCAUCACUAAAGGUGAGAAGCUGCGCGUGCUGGGCUACAACCAGAAUGGAGAGUGGAGUGAAGUGCGCUCUAAGAACGGCCAGGGCUGGGUGCCCUCCAACUACAUCACGCCAGUCAACAGUCUGGAGAAGCACAGCUGGUACCACGGGCCAGUGUCGCGCAGCGCCGCCGAGUACCUGCUCUCGUCCCUCAUCAACGGCAGUUUCCUGGUCCGGGAAAGCGAGAGCAGCCCCGGACAGCUGUCGAUUUCCCUCCGCUAUGAGGGGAGAGUCUACCACUACCGGAUCAACACAUCCUCCGAUGGAAAGGUGUAUGUGACGUCUGAGAGUCGUUUUGCCACCCUGGCCGAGCUGGUCCACCAUCACUCCACCGUAGCCGAUGGCCUGGUCACCACCCUGCACUACCCAGCUCCCAAAUGUAACAAGCCCACAGUGUACGGCGUGUCGCCCAUCCACGACAAGUGGGAGAUGGAGCGCACGGAUAUCACCAUGAAGCACAAGCUGGGAGGAGGCCAGUAUGGAGAGGUGUACGUGGGAGUGUGGAAGAAGUACAACCUCACGGUGGCUGUCAAGACACUCAAGGAGGAUACCAUGGAAGUUGACGAAUUUCUGAAAGAAGCAGCAGUUAUGAAGGAGGUUAAACACCCCAACCUCGUUCAACUACUAGGUGUGUGUACGUUGGAGCCUCCGUUCUACAUCGUAACAGAGUACAUGCCACACGGCAACCUACUGGACUACUUAAGAGAUUGUGACAAGGAGGAGGUGAACGCUGUGGUGCUGCUCUACAUGGCUACACAGAUCUCCUCUGCUAUGGAAUACCUGGAGAAGAAGAACUUUAUACACCGGGAUCUCGCAGCGAGGAACUGCCUGGUCGGGGAGAAUCACGUUGUGAAGGUUGCAGACUUUGGCCUGAGCAGGUUGAUGACUGGCGACACUUAUACCGCCCACGCUGGGGCCAAGUUCCCCAUCAAAUGGACCGCACCGGAGAGCCUUGCAUACAACACCUUCUCAAUCAAGUCUGAUGUCUGGGCAUUCGGGGUGCUGCUGUGGGAAAUUGCCACCUACGGCAUGUCUCCGUACCCUGGAAUCGAUCUGUCUCAGGUCUAUGACCUCCUGGAGAAAGGUUACCGCAUGGAGCAGCCCGAGGGAUGCCCGCCCAAAGUCUAUGAACUCAUGAGAGCAUGCUGGCAGUGGAGCCCUUUGGACCGGCCUUCGUUUGCAGAGAUCCACCAAGCCUUUGAAACAAUGUUCCAUGACUCCAGCAUCUCUGAAGAGGUAGCAGAGGAGCUCUGUAAGACGGCCUCCUCUGGUCACUGCGGACCACUGCACCCGUUCAGUCACGACAUGCCCCUGUUGCCUUCCAAAUCUCGCACACUCCACAAGCACACAGAAAACAAGGAAAACAUUGAGGGUGGACUGGACGGACGAUCUGACCACGGCACGCACGGUCACUCAGAGAGAACCAUGCCAAGCUGGGCUUCCACCUUGUUAGGAGGGGACGGCAGAUCGGGCAGCUCCCCGGCUCUGCCCAGAAAACAGCUGCCGCGAGAUAAAUCUCCCGGCAGCCUUUUAGAGGACACACAGGACAUGGGCACGUUUACGCGAGACCGCAAGACUGGCUUCUUUAGCUCCUUCAUAAAGAAGAAAUCCUCCUCCUCUUCCUCCUCGCCGUCGUCUCAGCUCCAACAGAACCUCCCGACGCCGCCCAAGAGGAGCAGUUCUUUCCGGGAGAUGGAAACGCAGCCUCACAAGAAAUACGAGCCCACCGCUGAUUUCAGCGCUCCUCCUCCCCAACCCCAUUCGGACAGUCUUAGUGGCUUUUCUGCCUCUCCCUCUCACUCCCAUGGAGAACCCGCCCAGCCUCAGUCACGCUGCUGUGGGGCUGCUUUUGGACAGAAACCCUCUGGUGGGGGGCUUGCUUCACAGGUGACCAGCGGCAGCAGUUGGAGUGGGCUGGCUGGGUUUUUUACCCCUCGACUCAUCAAAAGGACUCUGGGGCUACGGACAGGAAAGACCACCUCUUCAGAGGAGGGUGGGAGUAUAGCAGGAGGGCCUAAACCCUUUCCUAGGUCCAAUUCUACCUCCUCAAUGUCAUCUGGGCUGCCAGACCUGGAGCGCAUGGCUCUGACUUUACCCAGGAACCGCUGUGCUAAACCCCCUCUAGAGAGGACUGCCUCCACUACCUCCCAGCCAGAGAACGGGGCCGCACGGCCCUCGGAAACUCUGCUGAGGAGGAUGGAUGAGGGGACUGCACAGAUCAGGGAAAGGCCCAAAGCCAAGCUAUUACCCCGAGGCGCUGCUGUAGGGGUGAGGGCGCCGGGGGUUGGGGGGGAGGUGGGGGAAUCGGACAGUCUGUCUCGGGUCAAGGAGGGCAGAGAGGAGGGUGGGGGAGGACUGGACAGGCAGCAGAGUUGGUCGACUCCCUCGAAGACUUCUAAUUCGAUAGCGUCAUCGGCCGCAGCAGGUGCGCCAACUCACAACCACAAAGUUCCGGUCCUGAUCUCUCCCACGCUGAAGCACAGCCCAGCUGACGUGCACCUGGUCGGACUGGACUCUCAGGGGAACCGCUUCAAACUGCUGUCUGAGCACCAAGCAGACCGGGACAGGCCGCGACUUGUCAAACCCAAGUGUGCUCCUCCUCCCCCUCCCACCCUGCGCAGCCUGCAACACUCGUACAGCGGUGACGGGGAGGAGCAGGCAGGAGGAGCACCGGUGGAAGUAAACGGAGACACAUUGAAAGGUCACAGGUCGGGACGAAUGUCGGGUGGCACGACGACGGGCAGACCAUCUGUGCCGCCACCGCAAGUGCCUCCCGCAUCCUCCUCCUUUUCUCCAUCCUGCCCCGCCUCCAUCAACACGACUCCCACCAAAAUGGCCAACGGGGCCGCCACCACGGCCUCCUCUUCACACACAGCGUCAUCCGCCGCUUCCAAAGUGGCACUGCGGCGAACCAGGCAGCAGACGGAGAGGGUGCCCCUGGAGCGCGUUAGCCGCGUGGCCCUGCUGGAGUGCGCCGAGUGCCUGAGCAGCGCCCUCCACGCCAGCUCCGAGAGCCCCUCCAGCAGCCAGGUGCUGGACGCUGGCCACCAGCUGCUAGACUACUGCUCAGGUUACGUGGACUGCAUCCCUCAGAUGAGGAACAAAUUUGCCUUCCGAGAGGCGGUGGGGAAGCUGGAGCUCAGCCUGCAGGAACUGAGGGCCUCGUCCUCCGGAGGUGGAGUGCUGAGCGGCGUGGGGCCCACCACUGUACAGGACAACCUGCACAGCUGUAUUAAAGAGAUUAGUGACGUAGUACAGAGGUAGCCACUGUGACAGCUCCAACCGUCACACCCCCCAACUACCCAACAGACUGCUAAUAUUCCUUUUUAUGUUCUGGUUCUUUUGACAGCUUUAUGGGGGACGAAAUGAGAUGAAUCUCUCUAAGUACCUCAGAGAAAUCACUACAAAAUCUAUUCUUUUUACUGUUUACAAACGACUGUUUCAUAAAAUGCCAGUGUGGACACUAGUUUUGCUCUGACCUACAAGUAUUCAAUAACGUUUUUGCCAAACUUAACGUGGUUUAAGUCGCACCAUGACAUGUUUAGCCCCUCGCCUCCACCUGGCCGUGAUAAAGGCCUCUUCGCUAAAUGAAUGUCGAGUGUAUCGACUGUGUGAAGGCAAAGUGGACGCUCACUCUGCUCAUCUGUCAGUCAGUCACAUACCGAGCGAGAGUGAUGGUGGCUGUGAUCAGCCUUACUGAGAAUACUAGACGACUGUUUUCACUGACGAAGCCCGAACAGUGUUUCACAAAUGAGUGACGCAUCAGUUGGAUGUAUUGUGUUUCGCAGUAUUCGAGUAUUUUGCUCAGUGUCUGGGGAACUAAGUGAUCAUAAGCCAUUUUUUUGAAAGCCAUUAUAUUCUAAAGGAUUGGAAACGACAUCAGGAUUCAAGGUUUUGAGGUCACAAUUUGCAGUUUUAUUCUGUGUGCUUAUUUUCAUGAGUGAUUUUAAGUAGAUACUGAAAUGUGAUAAAAUAUCAAAUCUCUCCAAAACUGCUCAUGUUCAUAUCGGACUAAAGCCUUGUUUCUGAGAAUAAUCCUUUAAGUAUAGUCAACUGUUUAGACGCAGACAUUCCCACGAGUCCACACAAGGCGACCGUUGUGAAAAACAGACUGAAGGGAUCACUUGCAGCAUUGAAGCUCGUGUGCAUCUGACAAGCGUGUAAAUAUGCUCAAAUGAAAUGUUACGUGUGCGUUUCAGUAUUGCCAAAUACAGGCUUAUCAAAUCUAAAAAGAUUUUAAAUCUAGAAAAGAUUUAUUCGGUUCCAAAACACAAUAAAGAAUGUGGGCUGUUUUGUCAAAUGCACGGCAUUUGUCUUUGCUUCAGUGUCGUGACUCAUGUUCACACCGUAACACAGUGCCACAUAAAUGGGGGGGGGGGAAAUCCCCAGUCUCCUAAAGCAUUUCAAUAUUUAUGUCCAGUUAUCCUUGCACACUGCAUUUCUUCCUUGUAUGAUGGAGCAUAAAGGAGUGAGGAGGGGGGGGGGGGGGGGG